Messenger RNA from Phascolarctos cinereus (koala), 4775 nucleotides. RefSeq names its product neural EGFL like 1 (gene NELL1). Gene Ontology annotation, biological process: positive regulation of ossification; regulation of osteoblast differentiation. Gene Ontology annotation, cellular component: cytoplasm. Gene Ontology annotation, molecular function: calcium ion binding; heparin binding; protein kinase C binding. Lineage: Eukaryota; Metazoa; Chordata; Mammalia; Diprotodontia; Phascolarctidae. The record is from RefSeq and is a predicted model, not a curated record.
GGCAGGGCGUCCCGGGCACCCUCCCCGGGCACGGCGCACCGUCUCCCGGCACGGCGCAUGGACUGAUCCCGGAGCGCAGCGCAGCACCGCACCACACCGGCCACUGCUGGCUGGCCGAGUCUUCUCUCUCCCGUGGUUGUGCUCGGGGCUCUGCUUGGUCUCCCCGUCACCGGCCCCUUGGAGUCUCCCAUCCCUCACCCUCCUGCCAUCAACUUUGAAGGGUCCGUGCAGUGCGGGCCACAAGAUUUCCUAGAGCUUUCUUUAUUUCUGCUUUUUUUUUUUUUCUGUGCGCCCCUUCCCGCGGGGACCCACCGCGAGCCAGUGACAAUGGAUGUAAUCUUGGUCCUGUGGGUUUGUUUGAGCGCAGCCAGGUCAGUGGUAGGCUUUGGAAUGGACCCUGACCUUCAACUUGACAUUAUCACAGAGCUUGAUCUUGUGAAUACGACUGUUGGAGUUACUCAGGUGUCAGGACUGCACAAUACCAGCAAAGCAUUUUUGUUUCAAGAUGUGGAAAGAGAGAUCCAUGCAGCCCCACAUGUGACCGAGAAGUUAAUUCAGCUCUUUCGGAAUAAAAGUGAAUUCACAUUCCUGGCUACUGUGCAGCAGAAGCCAUCCACUUCAGGAGUGGUUCUGUCUGUCAGAGAGCUGGAGCACAGCUAUUUUGAACUGGAGAGCAGUGGCUUGAGAGAUGAAAUCAGAUAUCACUAUAGAUUUAAUGGAAAAUCGAGGACGGAAGCUUUUCCUUACCGGAUGGCAGACGGCCAGUGGCACAAAAUUGCUUUGUCGAUUAGCGCCUCCCAUCUUCUGCUUCAUGUGGACUGCAACAGGAUCUAUGAGCGAGUGAUAGACCCUCCGGAAACCAACCUCCCUCCAGGAAGCAACUUAUGGCUUGGGCAGCGCAACCAAAAACAUGGCUUGCUGAAAGGUGUUGUUCAAGAUGUGAAAGUCAUCUUCAUGCCAAAUGGAUAUAUAACACAAUGUCCUAAUCUGAAUCGCACAUGUCCAACCUGCAGUGAUUUCUUAAGCCUGGUGCAAGGGAUAAUGGAUUUGCAAGAGCUUUUGGCCAAAAUGACUGCCAAACUGAAUUAUGCAGAAACGAGGCUCAGUCAGUUGGAAAACUGCCAUUGUGAGAAGACCUGUCAAGUAAAUGGACUGAUCUAUCGGGACCAAGAUUCCUGGGUAGACGAUGAUCAUUGCAGGAAUUGCACAUGUAAAAGUGGAGCGGUAGAAUGCCGAAGGAUGUCCUGUCCCCCUCUCAACUGUUCUCCGGACUCACUCCCUGUCCACAUCGGAGGCCAGUGCUGUAAAGCUUGCCGCCCAAAAUGUAUCUAUGGAGGAAAGGUUCUUGCAGAGGGCCACCGGAUUUUGACCAAGAGCUGUCGAGAAUGUCGAGGUGGAGUUUUAGUAAAAGUGACAGAAGUGUGUCCUCCUUUGAACUGCUCAGCAGAAGAUCACAUUCUUCCAGAGGACCAGUGCUGUAGUGUCUGCAGAGGCCAUAACUUUUGUGCAGAAGGACCCAAGUGUGGUGAAAAUUCUGAGUGCAAAAACUGGAAUACCAAAGCUACCUGUGAAUGCAAGAGUGGUUAUAUCUCUAUCCAAGGAGACUCUGCAUAUUGUGAAGAUAUUGAUGAGUGUGCCGCUAAGAUGCAUUAUUGCCAUGCUAACACGGUGUGUGUGAACCUGCCGGGAUCGUAUCGCUGUGACUGUAUCCCAGGAUAUAUCCGUGUGGAUGAUUUCUCAUGUACAGAGCAUGAUGAAUGUGGUAGUGCCCAACACACCUGUGAUGACAAUGCAAUCUGCACUAAUACUGUCAGGGGACACAGCUGCACCUGCAAGCCUGGAUACGUGGGCAAUGGAACCAUCUGCCGAGCCUUCUGUGAAGAGGGAUGCAGAUACGGAGGAACAUGCGUGGCCCCUAACAAAUGCCUCUGUCCAUCUGGAUUCACAGGAAGCCACUGCGAACAAGAUAUUGAUGAAUGUACAGAGGGAAUCAUUGAGUGCCACAACCAUUCCCGCUGUGUUAACCUGCCAGGGUGGUACCACUGUGAGUGCAGAAGCGGUUUCCAUGACAAUGGAACCUAUUCACUCUCCGGAGAAUCCUGUAUUGACAUCGAUGAAUGUGCCUUAAGGACCCACACCUGUUGGAAUGAUUCUGCCUGCAUUAACCUGGCUGGUGGUUUUGACUGCCUUUGUCCUUCUGGACCAUCUUGCUCUGGGGACUGUCCCCAUGAAGGUGGCCUAAAGAGAAAUGGUCAAGUGUGGACUCUGAAAGAAGACCGGUGUUCGCUAUGUUCCUGUUUUGAUGGAAAGAUAUUCUGCCGACGGACUGCUUGUGACUGUCAGAACCCAAGUGUUGAUCUCUUCUGCUGUCCAGAAUGUGACACCAGAGUUACCAGUCAGUGUUUAGACCAAAACGGACACAAACUCUAUCGAAGCGGAGACAACUGGACAUACAGCUGCCAACAGUGCCGCUGCCUGGAAGGAGAGGUGGACUGCUGGCCACUCACUUGCCCCAACCUGAGCUGUGAAUACACUGCAGUCUCUGAAGGGGAAUGCUGCCCCCGCUGUGUCAGUGACCCCUGCCUGGCAGAUAGCAUUGCCUAUGACCUCAGAAAAACCUGUCUAGACAGCUACGGCGUGACAAGACUUAGCGGCGCCAUAUGGACAAUGGCUGGAUCCCCCUGCACGACCUGCAAAUGCAAGAAUGGAAGUGUCUGCUGUUCUGUGGAUUUAGAAUGUCUUCACAAUAACUGAAGUAUUUAGCAUGGACUUACCAGGGUGAGGAAAACAACAGACACAGUGAUCAUUCAAAAUAAUGAAGAAGUUGGUGUUUUAUACCACAGACAAUUACCAAAGGCUCCAACAAACAAAGAUAUUUGGGAGCUGCCUUUUGGGACCUACCACUAUGCUCAUUCUUGCUAACCUAGUCUAGGUGACUUGCAGUCCAACACAUAUAAGUCUAUGAUUGUUUAAAAAAAAAAAAGUCUCCUGUGUUGUAAAUCACCUCUCUCCCCUAUCAGGUCAUUUGAAAACACACUGAAAUGUCUUCAUGGUAAACUUGGCUGUGAUUUUUGGUUUAUUUUGUGUAUUGACAUGAAAGAAACUUGCCCCCUCCCUUUCUUUUUAAUUUCUGGAGCUAGAGUCUAGAUUCUACCAAUAAAGCUUCCUGGUGUGAUUUUUGUCCCAUCCACUGCAUCCUCAGUUCUGAUGCUCCUGUCAGAUGUAUAAAUAUGUAUGUUUCUAUAGUUAGAGUCCUGAGUAGUACCCCUUUGGCAUAGAUAUUGGGCUUCUGAAACACUCCAAAACCCACUUAACAAAUAUAGGCUCCAGGCAAUCGAGGCAGAAUUGGGUGAUGUAGGCAAAAAGGAAGGAUUGGCAGGAAGAAAAGCCAGAAACUUUGUAAAGUGAUGAAAAGUACCUUCCCCACAAAAGGACAGCUACACUUCAAUAUUCCAAGUGAUCUACCAUCUCCUUACUGUGGGUGCUCACUCUAGUAUCACGGCUUACAACCCAUUCCUUACCUUUCAUUCUACGCAAUGAAUUCUUUAGCCAUGGAAACUGAAGAAAUGUGGAAAAAUCACAAACAAAUCCCAGAACCAACAAAGCAGUAAACAAAUGAAGGCAAAGAUACACAAUGCUGGAACUUAUUUUUUUCCUUCCCUAUCUGGGACUGCAUGGAAAUUCCCUCCACUCAUUCAUAUAAACAACUGUCUGUAACAUAUAUUUCAACAGCAGGGGUGCUUAACCUUUUUGGUGUCAUGGACUCCCCCCCCUCCCGGCAUUAUGGUGAAGCCCGUGGACCACUUCACAAAAAUAUUUUUAAAUUCAUAAAAUAAUUUAAAUAGGUUUAUAAUGGAAACCAAUUAAAUUGAAAUAGUCAUCAAAAUAUUUUAAAAAUCAAAAAUCACAGACCCUGUGAAAUCUAUCCAUAAACUCAUUAGAGAGUUUAUGAAAUCUAGGAUAUAAACCUCUGCCUGAGAAGGUUGCCCAAAUGGACUGAAAGAUCAGAUGACUUGCCCUUGGGCUAUUUGGUCACCCUACCGGUCUUUACUAGAGGUAGGCUUUGAGCCCAGGUCUUCCUGAAUCCAAUACCUGCCUCUUAUACCUGCCUCCUAUGUGGUAUGCCAUACUGCCUUUCUUGAAACUAUAUCUCAUUAAUAAAUAAUAAUGAACUUUUAUAUCUAUUAUUAUCUUAUUCAGUCUUCACAAUGACCCUGUUAGAUAAGAUGGGCACAUUACUCUCCUUUUAAAGAUGAGGAAGCUGAAAUACAGGAGAAAGAGAGAGAGAUAAACUGAUCCACCAAGGUCAGACACUGACUACAGGCAACUGAUAACCAAGAUGAAAAUGAGAAUCCAUGUGUCUUGUUUCCCAGUCUACAGCCCCUUCGAUGAUAUACUGCCUCUCAAUGAAGCAAUCAGAAAACCCAAGAAUAGCCCUACAAGUAAUAUUUUUGCUAUAGUCAAGGUUUCUAUCUGAUUUGUUACCACACUGGUAGUUACUGAAUUUUGACUACAGAUUAAACAAAAGACGCAAAUCAUUUUGUGUUUUAGUCAAUAAGUCUAAUUUAUGUUAGAGUUUCAAGCAAAUGACACCUCAUAUGUUAGUCUUAUUUAAUGUUUUAAUUUCCAUUAAGUAAUUAUGAACCAAUUUGGUUGAUUUUUUAAAACUCUCCGGACAUUUAGAAAGACCUCAUUUAUUAAUGCAGUUGUGCCCAAAAUGCUACUUGAAAACCUAAAUUUGGACUGAAACAGUAAUUAAAAUUUGUAAGCCUCCA